CCAAGCCCGCCGCUCCAGUAUAAAUUCUCCCCCGGGGAAGACGAAGCCCAACACUCACCUCGGCCUCACCCUUCUUCCCAUAUCAAUCGCAUUCUCCAGGACCCAAUCCAGGGCUCCCGCUGUCCACGUUGAGCUCAAGCGGAGAUGGCGACCGCCUCGCUCCAACUGCUCGAUCAGAAGCUGCUGCCGUCACUGGCGGCGCUCGGCGGCUCCGACCGCCUCAGCCAGGAGAUCUUCUCCAUCCUCGAGUCCAACUUCCUGUUCGGCGCGUCGCCGCUGGAGGGUUCCUGCUCCGUGGGCCGCGUCCGCGUGCUCUCCAUCGACGGCGGAGCCGACGGCGGCGCGCUGGCAGCGGCCGCGCUGGCCCGCCUCGAGCGCAGGCUGCAGGAGCUCUCCGGCGACCCCGACGCGCGCGUCGCGGACUUCUUCGACCUGGCCGCCGGCUCCGGCGUGGGAGGCUUCCUCGCGGCGGCGCUGUUCGCGUGCCGGAUGCCCGCCGAGGCGGCGCGCGACGUCGUGGCCAAGAACCGGAAGGUGCUGUCGGGGCGCGGCGGGCGGGGCGGGCUGUUCCGGCGCCCGGAGGCCGUGUUCAGGAAGGUGUUCGGGGACCUGACCGUGCGCGACGCCGCGAAGCCGCUGCUGAUCCCGUGCUACGACAUGGCGAGCGCGGCGCCGUUCGUGUUCUCCCGCGCCGACGCCGUGGAGGCGGAGGCGUUCGACUUCCCGCUGUGGCAGGUCUGCGCGGCGGCGUGCGGGGUCGGCCCCGCGGAGGUGGCGUCGCUGGACGGGCGCACCAGGCUGCGCGCCGCGGCGGGCGCGGGCGCGGGAGGGGGCGGCGCCUCCGCCUCCGUGGCCAACCCGACGGCCGUGGCCGUCACGCACGUGCUCCACAACAAGCGCGAGUUCCCCUUGGCCGCCGGCGCGGGCGACCUCGUGGUGCUGUCGCUCGGCGGGAGCGCCGCCGCCUCGCUCGUCCGCCCCUCGUCCUCCAGCCUCCUGCGCAUCGCCGGAGCUUGCCAGGCCGACAUGGUGGACCAAGCCGUGUCGAUGGCGUUCGGGGAGAGCAGGGCCAGCAACUACGUCCGCAUCCAGGGCAACGGCAUCGCCCCCGGCGGCGAGACGGCGGAGGCGGCGCUGGCGGAGCGUGCCGUGGAGUCGGUGCUGUUCCGCGGGAGGAAGGUGAUGGCGCAGACCAACGGCGAGCGGCUGGACGGCGUGGCCGAGCAGCUGGUGCGGGAGCACCACCGGCGGCUGGAGAGCAAGGCGCCCGUGGUGCUCGUGAAGCCCUCCGCGACGCCGCGGACGUCGUCGUCGUCGGCGUCCACGCUCAUCACCGUGUCCACCAACUCCUCCUCGGAGUCGCCCUGAGCCGCCGAGACCCGAGGCAGCAGCAGCAGCACCUUGGCCGCCUUCUUUUCUUUCUUUUCCGUUUUAUUUAUGCGUUUGCCGGGGUUUUUAGUCUAGCGCGGCGCCGGCGCUCGGGGUUUUGUUUGCCUGCCGGCGCCGCCUCGCUCCCGGUCCCCGGCCCGCGCUCGCCGACGGCCGCCGGGAAGAAAGAGGAGGGCCGUCGAGCCAAGGUGUUCUCUCGUAGAGCUAGGAGAUGGAUGCACUGUGUGGGUGUGUGUGCGGUGUGCCUGAAAUUGCAAUGUACUACUAGAGUGUAGAGAGUGUCCGGAGCUUGGAUUGCGAUGUGAUGCUACUGUCGGUGUGGCGUUUACUGAUCACGUACAGCUGCUCUCUUGUCCGUGCGGUUUUUCACCGCCGAACUUGAACUGUAAAUUUUGGCCCCCUUUUUUA
Panicum virgatum (switchgrass) is the source of this 1797-nucleotide messenger RNA. Its product is annotated as patatin-like protein 3. Bases 145 to 1368 code for a protein of 407 amino acids. NCBI's taxonomy places the organism in Eukaryota, Viridiplantae, Streptophyta, Magnoliopsida, Poales, Poaceae. The transcript has 2 exons. Gene Ontology annotation, biological process: lipid metabolic process. The record is from RefSeq and is a predicted model, not a curated record.